AUGAUCUCCCUGGACUUUAAUUUUAACGUUUUGACAAGGGACCUGUCACUGUAUCUGGAAAAUCAAGUGAAAGUUGGUCUAUUUGGAUCUGGAGUAGGACUGUCUCUGGUGCUGGGCUUCAGCGCGGCAUACACCUGCUACUACUUGAUCUCCGUCGCCAAGAAACCUCAGCUCAUCUCCGGGGGUAAGAAAUUCUACCAGUUUCUGAGGGAACAAUGUCCGGUGGUAUCAGAGACUUACUACCCCACUUUUUGGUGCUGGGAGAGUCGCAUCCAGACGUUGCUGAGACCCUUUGUCACAGCCAAACCUGGGGUCAGCUACAGAAAUGAGCUCAUUAAGGCAGCAGAUGGAGGACAGAUCUCUUUGGAUUGGUUUGACAACGACGACAGCCGCUCUCACACUGACCCUGCCACCAGGCCCACGGUGCUCCUUCUCCCCGGUCUCACCGGCACCAGCCGAGAGUCCUACAUCCUACACAUGGUCCAGCAGAGCCGAGAUCUGGGUUAUAGAUGCGUGGUGUUCAACAAUAGAGGCGUCUCCGGGGAAACACUAUUGACUCCCAGAACCUACUGUGCCGCCAACACAGAGGACCUGGAGGCUGUCAUCGAUCACAUCCAGAGGACCCAUGAAGCUGCUCCUAUCAUGGCUGCCGGAGUCUCCAUGGGCGGGAUGAUGCUGGCCAACUACUUGGGGCGCAAGGGCCGGGCGACUUGUCUGAGGGGAGUGGUGGUUUUCUCAGCGGGCUGGGAUGUGUUUGAGUGCACCGCCUCACUGGAGAAACCCCUGGACCGCUUCCUCUUCAACUCCUACCUCACCAGCUGCCUGCAAGCCUCUGUGGACAGACACAGACCAGUGCUGGAAAAGAGCUAUGACAUCGAUCACGUCAUGAAGGCGAAGACGAUCCGGGAGUUUGAUGAGAGGUUCACCUCCAUAAUGUUUGGGUACCCCACCAACGAUGACUACUACCACGAUGCCAGCCCAAUCCACCGACUGAAAUCUGUGCAGGUGCCAAUGCUGUGUCUGAACGCUGCUGAUGAUGUCUUCUCACCCUCUCAUGCCAUUCCAGUGGAGGCUGUUAAGCAGAAUCCCAACCUGGCCCUUCUCAUCACUUGUCACGGCGGCCAUAUUGGCUUCCUGGAAGGCCUGUGGCCUCGACAGAGCACUUACAUGGACCGGGUCUUCAAACAGUUUGCCAAGGCCGUCAUAGAGGAAGGCAGUGGGCUGACAGACCUAUCCUGA
Lampris incognitus (smalleye Pacific opah) is the source of this 1239-nucleotide messenger RNA. It is a transcript of the gene abhd3, whose product is annotated as abhydrolase domain containing 3, phospholipase. Lineage: Eukaryota; Metazoa; Chordata; Actinopteri; Lampriformes; Lampridae. The record is from RefSeq and is a predicted model, not a curated record. Gene Ontology annotation, biological process: phosphatidylcholine metabolic process; medium-chain fatty acid biosynthetic process; medium-chain fatty acid catabolic process. The coding region runs from base 1 to 1239 and encodes 412 amino acids. The transcript is spliced from 9 exons. Gene Ontology annotation, molecular function: glycerophospholipid phospholipase A1 activity; A2-type glycerophospholipase activity; monoacylglycerol lipase activity.